UUUUAGCCACCAACAGCUCCGCAAGAUUGCGCAAGUUUUAUGAUCAGCUUGCUUUCUCGAAUGACUUCAUACCUGUAUAUAGCCAAAAACAGCUGCCAGUGUUUGUGUACAUGUGUAGGGCCAGCAGCAGGGGUCAGUAGUGUAAGCACAGCGCGCAAAAUGUUUACAUUUUGUAGCGUAGCUUUGUCACAGGCAUUUCCGCGUGGUAAUAGUCUCGAUUAAACGAGCUCUAAAAUUGUCAAAAUUUUAUCGAAAAAAUAUAAAAACGAACGGAAACCCUCUACAGAAUUAACCAGUCUGCUGCGAAUCUACGCUAACUAUGGGCGUUUACGCGAGCAGAAUAGCGUCAGUGUCAAAUAUUGCAGUUAAUUCGGUUUAUCGUACUCGUAAACGGAAAUGCAUCGAAGAGGACGAAUUCGAUCCCGAUUCGGAAUUCAUCGACAGGACACUUCAGACUCCUAAAAAAAGAAAAUUACUGACGACUGCUCAGUACAUAUACAAAACAUUGUUCCAAGAAGAAAAAGGCAGCGACGUUACUGUUCUGAUGCUAGGCAAGGCAUGGAGACUGCACAAAGUGUACAUAACACAGAGUCCAUACUUUGCUAGCAUGUUCUCUGGCUCUUGGAGAGAAGCUAAUGAAAAGGUGAUAAGCGUGGAAAUAACCGAUCCCAAUAUCACUUUAGACUCUCUGGGAACUGUGCUAGGCUCUCUUUACCUCGAUGAGUUAAGUUUGGAGCCUAGAGAUGUUAUUUCAAUUCUGGCAACAGCAACAUUAUUCCAGCUACAAAGUUUAAUCGACCAAUGUACAGAAAUAAUGGUGGAAACCACAAACAUAAAAACUGUGGUAGCUUAUCAUAAUGCGGCUGCUUGCUAUGGCGUGCCAGCUGUUAAGAGGGCUGCUAAACGAUGGCUCGAAGUUAAUUUACUGGGAUAUGGCUGGUUACAUCCUGAGUUUUUGAAUGAAAUCACACCCGAUCUAAUGGUAGAGCUAAUCAUUAGUCCAGAUUUGGUUGUCAUGCAGACCGAAUUCUGCAUCUACAUGAUGUUGAGAAUAUGGUUGUUCGUCCACUUACAAAAAAAAGAAGAAGUCGUACAGAUAGAAGAAUUUUACAAGAAUCACACUUGGUCCGAACCAUUUCUAAUCACAGAAGAGGGCCGAGCCUACGCUGCGCCUUUUAAAUCAUUGAGGAUGAAACAUUUACUGCUUCAUCAUCAAGACGUGAAAAUAUUAUAUGGAGAUAAUCUGAUCCCCCCCGAAUGGUUAAACACGGCUUAUAAGGAGCAGUGGCAUCACUUGUUGAGAAUUGACUCUAACAAAGACUGUGGAAUUUAUUUUCAUUUCAGACCAAGGCAGAUGAGUGAGGAGGAAUUUUCACGCGAAUGCUUCAGGUGCGGUAGGUGUGUUGAAAAAGGAGGAGAACACAUCUGGCGAUGGACAGCGUUCCAUUUUGGAUUAGAUCUCGUCGCUUCUUUAGACACUACCACGCUUAGGCUGAAGCGAAAUCAUAGAAUUGAAACGGAGCAUAUACAGUCCAAUCACGCAAAACACAAUGUCAUUGUUAAGGUGUCCUUGGUGUCGUUGGAUGAGCAAAGACAAGUGAAACACAUUCAGAAUUCGGGUAUGCUUCGAUUAUCGCUUCACAAAAAUGAAGAGAAACUAGUCAUGUCCCUUGACAAACAGCUGACGUAUCCAUUGUACAUAUCUGUAAACAUGCAGGUAGUGACGCCAUUUGCGCCGACAGAGGAACUAAAACCGCAGCAACAAGAGGAACCUGAAACUGUUUUAAUUUUGUCGGAUACAUAAGCACCACUUGAAAUCAAUCUUUCAUUUUUCACACAUUCUUGGUUUACUUUUUAGUUCAUUUUAUUCUAUUUUACUUUUGCAAUUCACGAUCUCGAUACAAAUUUUAUUGAUCAAUAAUAAUGUACGUACACUCGCUAAUAUUGACCGCGAGAUUCGCUCGACUCUCUGGAUCAAUUGAUGUAAAUUAAUACAGUAAAAGUUAAGCGAAACGAAAACCGUUAAACGCACGCUGUAAGAGUCUCGACCUUGUCAAACUAGGACAAACAGUUUUGUAAUUGUAGAAAAUCGAUGACUAUUUGUGAGUUUAGAAAUGUUGCGAAACUUUCACUGUUAUGAAAUUCUUGAUCGGUGAAAAGUAAUUCAUUAUUUCCUACAUAGUCCCAACUACUGUUUCGUUCACGAUGUAUUUCAAGUAUUUUUGUAUCGCAAGAAAUUUGAAAGUUCGAAAUUCUGUAAGUAAUUUUUAUUCCUUUUAAUUUUUUUUUUGACUUUCAAUAUGUCAGUAACUACUCCACGGGUAACUUACUAAUCAAUUCAAAUGUUUGCUGAUCAACGGCUAUUCAAGUUUCUCAAUCCAUGCGUAAAGGAAGAAGGAUAUUUCCGUAUCGCUUUUUAUUUUCUACUUUUUUAUAAUUUUUCUCAGCAAUUCUUACGAUAUACGCUCAAUUGUGAUCACGAGAUUGUCCACUUGAGAGUCCGUGCACUAAUUAUUAUUAACAUACGUAAAUGCAUUAUACGCGAUUGCAUUAAUAUUAUAUAAAAACUGUAAGAUAAAUUGUUCGGAACUUGUAAUGCACAUUAUGUACACAUAAACACAAGGAAUUUCUGAAAACAGCCAGCGAUUUAAUCAUCAACGAAGUUGGUUUGCUUGUGUAUAGACGCGUACGUUGACCGUGACUGACCCUGAACAACUGCGUUUUAUUUUUUCGCAACAUUUAUUUAAAGAAAUAAUAUAAAUGAAACAUCUACGCCACAAAAUUAAAUGACAUCGAAAGAUAGUUACUUAUUAAUUAUUAUUGUAUAUACAGGCAUUGUUAGUAAUGGGUUGUAUAAGAAAUUAAUCAAUUCCCCAAGUCCCCACGUAUAAUUUAGCUAAACUUGAAUACAAUAUAAUUCAAAAUUAUACGUUGCUGCAAAAGUAUUAUAGAAACCGGAAGACAGAAUUUUUUCAAUUUGUUAUAUCCUUUCCGAUUGGUAAAGUAUAAAUUCAUUUUUCUUUUCGAAAUAUCGCGGUGUUUUUCAAACUUGGAACCCCAUAUAUACGUAUAGUAUACAGAUCUGUAUGACUGCAGAGAUUAUACAGAGACUUGUGAUAUUUGUUUUAGAAUCACAGAUAAUAUUAUUGUUAAAUAUACGUAACGCAUAAUUUUUUAUAAAUGGAUACGUGGUGCCUUCGGACUAAAACCAAAAACAAAAAAUAAAAAAUGUUUUUAAGUCGUUUUGUAUAAAGUAAAUCUUCGUAUUAAUAAUAA
This is a messenger RNA of Neodiprion virginianus, 3276 nucleotides long. RefSeq names its product protein germ cell-less (gene gcl). Bases 320 to 1804 code for a protein of 494 amino acids. Lineage: Eukaryota; Metazoa; Arthropoda; Insecta; Hymenoptera; Diprionidae. The transcript is spliced from 8 exons. The record is from RefSeq and is a predicted model, not a curated record. Gene Ontology annotation, molecular function: protein binding. Gene Ontology annotation, biological process: germ cell development.